GUCUCAAGUUGUCGUGGAUGGAACAGCCGCCGGCCGACGCUCCCGAUGGUACUCCACGACAACUGCAGGCGGCAUUCCCACCGCUGCAGUUCGCUGGCACAGACGAAGAGGCAGACACAGACAUUGACAUCUCUGUGGACGAUAUACGGCUGCCAAGCGUUAAGGAUGCAAUUCAACAAUCCAUUGACGCCGCGAUGGCACAAUGGGAGGAGCUGUAUCCAUUGAGCACUAUGGACUUCCUUCGCGUCACGCAGCAACGCGCGGCCACGCAAGAGUUUGCACGACUUGCUUUGAAGAACGAGCCCACCACGAAUGCCAAGGAGAAGUUGGUGCAAAGCAUCUUUCGAAACCUGGCUACUGAGGACGAAUGUUUGGCUGCGCGACGGCCUUGCCCGUUGACCCAACAAUUUCUCGACGCGCAUCCAUCCACACGCAAAGGGCAACCCAUUGAACACCCUCCGAUUCCAGGGUGGAUGUUUGCUUCGAAAUCGGCCACUUCGACGCAGGAAGCGCCGGUGACGCUGCUAGAGUCGCUGUACCUCGUCGAAGUGAUGCACCCGUCGCAGUCGUCCAAGAAGAGUCAAUUCAAUCUGGUGCUCGGGUCGUCUCCAUUGACUCAGCUUGCCGAUGCCAUCUAUUGCCGCAACCACGAGUACCUGAAGGAAUUUGGCCUUCACUCAAAGAUGAUGUACAUUGCCAACAAGUUCAUCGUCGACAAGCGGGAUGCAACCAAUGUCGACUACUCGAUGGAGGUCCGAUGGUGGCUGCAAAAGUUUCCGGCCCUUCGUCCAGACUACCCAGGAUAUGAUGUGGCGUCCGUCUCGAUGGCGCACACGUCGCUGAGUGCGCUGCCCGUCCAACUCGACACGCCGUACCUGUUUGUGCACGUCGGGGCAUGCGAACAUGUGCUUUACAUUCGAAACAUCCGCUUGAUGCACAACAUGGACACCCAAAGCAAAGACGAGUACCCCAUGCGGCUCACCAAGCGCCACCAUCACCAAAAGUGUCUGGUCUGCCAAGUCCACGUCGCCAAGCUCAUCACGUUUGGCGAUCCCAUGGCUGUCGACGACCCCAUGUACUACUGCGAUAGCUGCUACUACGUCGCCCACUACGACGCAAACGGGAACUUGAUGCCGGACCUGGCGGACUACCAAGUUUUCCCGCAUUACCCGGACGAUUGAUACAUCAUCUCGUACCCCAUGCUGGGUCCUCCAUCUGUGCAACACUUGCUGCAGCACAAAACCGCCCAAAGAAUUGACCAUUGGUACAAGCAGAUCAAGGGCGACCAGCACUGCUGGUCUGAGGCGCAAGCUGAGCAAACGUGCCCGGCCGUGCAUGGCGACGCAGAGAGCUUGGCUUUGUAAACGGUCU
Molecule: messenger RNA, 1371 nt
Organism: Aphanomyces invadans
Lineage: Eukaryota; Oomycota; Saprolegniomycetes; Saprolegniales; Verrucalvaceae
Exons: 6
Coding region: 18-1181 (387 amino acids)
Biological process (GO): snRNA transcription by RNA polymerase II; snRNA transcription by RNA polymerase III
Cellular component (GO): snRNA-activating protein complex
Molecular function (GO): RNA polymerase II cis-regulatory region sequence-specific DNA binding; bent DNA binding; core promoter sequence-specific DNA binding
Source: RefSeq, a predicted model, not a curated record